This is a messenger RNA of Rosa rugosa (rugosa rose), 1050 nucleotides long. RefSeq names its product NAC domain-containing protein 2-like. The transcript has a single exon. The coding region runs from base 1 to 1050 and encodes 349 amino acids. Gene Ontology annotation, molecular function: DNA binding. Lineage: Eukaryota; Viridiplantae; Streptophyta; Magnoliopsida; Rosales; Rosaceae. Gene Ontology annotation, biological process: regulation of DNA-templated transcription. The record is from RefSeq and is a predicted model, not a curated record.
AUGGAGGGUGAGGGUGGCUAUAUGCUUCUUCCGGGCCAAAGGUUUUGCCCCAUGGAAGAUGAACUGCUCAUGUACUACCUUAAACCCAAGGUGAAUGGAGAGGAGGUACCCGGAAAAGAAGCCCUUAUUUGCGAGUUGGAUCUUUAUGGUGAGCAAGAACCUUGGAAUAUAUGGGAAAGAUAUGAAGCAACAAGGGCAAACGACUUGAGAAGGAACAAAGAUCUCUACUUCUUUACCAAAAAGAAGAAGGUGAGUGCAAAAGCCUCGCGUAUAAGGAGAAAAGUUGGGAGUGGUUCAUGGAAAGGCCUGGACGCAGCCAAGGAGAUAUAUCUUCUUGAUGAUCAGAAUCGGCAGCCAACAACUACUCUUCUUGGUUUCAAGAAAACCUACACCUACAAGAAUACCAGCUCUGUGCAUCAUGGUCGCUGGAUCAUGUACGAGUUCGAACUUGAUGAUUCGCAACUCCUGCACAAGAAACAACAAGUAAAUAAGAAUGAAUACUCUCUUUGUUUACUUAGGAAGAAUGAUAUACUACCGGAAAAGAAGAAGAAGAGAAAAUUAAGGCAAGAAGAAGAGAAUCAUGAGAUGCUCCAAGAUAAUGUGCCAAUCUCCAUCGUCAACACCGAUCCUGAAUCGGAGCCGCAAGCGAAACGGCCAUGCACUCAUGAUAAUGUGCCAGCACCAUCACCAUCAUUAUUGGAUUUCGCUCAGCUAGAAAAAUGGUAUGAUCAACAACAAUUCUUGCUGCCAGCUGAACCUCAACCAAGCUGGGAAGAAAAUUUGGGGCAGAUACCAACAUUUUCAGCUAAUGAAUUAAUGAGUGGCCAUAACUCUCACCAAGAUAAAAAUCAGGUGCAUGAGCAAAUGCCAGCUGAAGAGGGUAUCUUGACACCAGGGGAAGUCGAUCUGUAUGGAGGCAACUUGAGUGAUGUUAUGGUUGGUGCAAACUGGCCCAACUCUUUUAUAGGGGAGCUAGUGGAGGAUGAGCAGCCAUAUACCAUGGAAGAGGGUGAAUGGAAUGAUUUUCUUGUUCAGAUUUUGAGUACUUAG